This is a messenger RNA of Musa acuminata subsp. malaccensis (wild Malaysian banana), 1952 nucleotides long. RefSeq names its product 3-oxoacyl-[acyl-carrier-protein] synthase II, chloroplastic. NCBI's taxonomy places the organism in Eukaryota, Viridiplantae, Streptophyta, Magnoliopsida, Zingiberales, Musaceae. Gene Ontology annotation, biological process: fatty acid biosynthetic process. Gene Ontology annotation, cellular component: mitochondrion. Gene Ontology annotation, molecular function: 3-oxoacyl-[acyl-carrier-protein] synthase activity. The record is from RefSeq and is a predicted model, not a curated record.
UUCUCUCUCUCUCCUCCUUUUGUCGAUCUCUCUCUCUCUGUACAUCUCCUUCUAGCCCUCGUUGCAAUGGCGGGCGCGGCCGUGGCGUCGCCCCUUUGCACGUGGAUUGUCGCGGCGGCGUGCAUGUCCUCCUCCGCCGCUUCCGACCAGGCGCCCCCCCCCAAGUCGGGCCGGAGGUGGACGACGAUGGCGGCCCCCACCCGCGGCGGCCGCGCCCACCCCAGGCGGCGGCUGAUCUCCGCCAACAGCAACUCCGGGAUCCAGGGCAUCGUGAGUGCCUGCCUCGCCUUCGAACCCUGCGCCGACUUCCGCGGCGCCGUCGCGUCGCCUCUCUUCGGCGACGGCGGCCUCUCGUCUCUCUUUGGGCUGUGGAACGCGGAGGCCCACCGAUGGCGGCGGAGAACCGCCCGCUCCCGCGCUGUCUCUGGAAAAGUGAUGGCAGUCGCCUUGGAGCCAACUAAGGAACUUACAGAGAAGAAGAAAAGGCAUAUAAAAAAGAGGAGGGUUGUUGUGACUGGCAUGGGAGUGGUUACUCCUCUAGGACAUGAUCCGGAUGUCUUCUACAACAAUCUCCUUGAGGGUGUCAGUGGCAUAAGUGAGAUUGAAACAUUCGACUGCUCCAGUUUUCCGACGAGAAUUGCAGGGGAAAUUAAAUCUUUCUCGGCGGAUGGGUGGGUGGCACCGAAACUGUCAAAGCGGAUGGACAAGUUCAUGCUCUAUUUACUGACUGCUGGCAAAAAAGCAUUGGAAGAUGGCGGGGUCACAGAAGAAGUCAUGAGCCAGUUUGAGAAAACAAGAUGUGGUGUGCUGAUUGGGUCUGCAAUGGGUGGGAUGAAGGUGUUUAAUGAUGCAAUUGAAGCUUUGAGAGUGUCAUACAAGAAGAUGAAUCCCUUCUGUGUACCCUUUGCGACCACGAAUAUGGGAUCUGCAAUGCUUGCAAUGGAUCUGGGGUGGAUGGGCCCAAAUUAUUCAAUUUCAACUGCAUGUGCAACUAGCAACUUCUGCAUUCUAAAUGCAGCACACCAUAUCAUACGAGGUGAAGCUGAUGUGAUGCUUUGUGGUGGAUCUGAUGCGGCAGUCAUACCAAUUGGAUUAGGCGGUUUUGUGGCAUGCAGAUCACUUUCACAAAGAAAUAAUGAUCCCACCAAAGCUUCACGCCCUUGGGAUGUUGAUCGUGAUGGAUUUGUUAUGGGGGAAGGGGCUGGCGUGCUACUUUUGGAAGAACUAGACCAUGCUAAGCAAAGAGGAGCAGAAAUCUAUGCAGAGUUUCUAGGAGGAAGCUUCACCUGUGAUGCUUACCACAUGACCGAACCACAUCCGGAAGGGACAGGCAUUGUUCUCUGCAUCGAGAAGGCACUAUCAGAAUCAGGAGUAUCCAGAGAGGAUGUUAACUAUGUAAAUGCUCAUGCAACUUCGACACUUUCUGGUGAUUUAAAAGAAUAUCAAGCUCUGAUGUGUUGUUUUGGCAAGAACCCUGAGCUGAGGGUGAAUUCUACAAAAUCAAUGACUGGUCACCUGUUGGGUGCUGCUGGUGCAGUCGAAGCUGUUGCUGUUGUACAGGCUAUUCGAACACGGUGGGUCCAUCCAAAUAUUAAUUUGGACAACCCGGAGAAAAGUGUGGAUGUGAAUCUGCUAGUAGGUUCGAAAAAGGAAAGAUUGGAUGUGAAGGUAGCAGUAUCUAAUUCCUUUGGGUUCGGUGGGCACAACUCAUCUAUCCUGUUGGCACCUUACAAGUAAUAGUGGUAUGGUGGUGCUAAAAAACAUGUUUGAAAAUGGCAGGCCAGCAUCAGAUACCCCCUGUACCCUAGUUUUUUUUUUCUUAUUUUGUUUUAUCAAUUUUCCUGAUAUUAUUAUUCGCUGAUUCCACAUGUUUUAAGAAAGAAUAGAUCAGUUUUUUUUCCCCCUGUAAAACAAAUAUUGUUUGUCAUAAUAUUUGUUCAAUCGGUAUAUGC